Molecule: messenger RNA, 1670 nt
Organism: Venturia canescens
Lineage: Eukaryota; Metazoa; Arthropoda; Insecta; Hymenoptera; Ichneumonidae
Exons: 14
Coding region: 34-1638 (534 amino acids)
Source: RefSeq, a predicted model, not a curated record
UUGAAUCACGGCUUCCCCUUCAUAUGGGUCAUCAUGACAUCAAAGACGCAAAAUGCUUAUGAAGCAUGUUUGCAAUAUGUAAAAACACAUAUUCUGCAUGCGCAUAACAUUCUUCUUGUGAUGAGCGACUUUGAACGCGCAUUGCGGAAUGCUGUUUUGAAAGCAUUUCCAACCGCUCUAAGUACGGGUUGUAAUACCCAUCACGAUCGUGCGAUAUAUAAGAAAGCCAGGGCCCUCCAUCUUCAAAAUUUAUUUCGGACCAACGCAGAAGCCAAAAGUUUUUUCAAAAAACUUUUGGCUCUGGCGUAUUUGCCUGCUGAUCAUAUUGCCAACCAAUUCGAAACUAUCAAGAAUAGUUUAACACCGACAGUCCGAAGACAGCUGAACCCACUAUGCGACUAUUACGCCCGGUAUUGGCUAGGAAUUGUCAAGCCAGAGGGCUUUAGCGUCUAUGGGCUUAGCUGUCGGACGAACAAUAUCGUGGAGUCUUAUCACAGCAGACUUAAGCACAGGAUAGAAGCUCGCCCUGGUCCCUGGGACUUUGUUUGCAAGCUACUCAAACUACAAGCCAACGUUCGAUCGGACAUCGAACACUUAAAAAACAAUGUACCGAUCGGCAGGCACGCACGUUAUUCGACAGUCUUCAAGCAAAAGAAAUUGAUAAAAGCGUGGCGUGAGCUGCACAUGCUUGAAAUUACGGUAAAUGAAUUCAUCGAAAAGGCAGCGGCUUUAAAAGGCAAUAUCGAAAUAAUCAUGGCUAAUCACGAAGAUAUGCAAGAAAAUGACGAGGCUCAUGAACAUGAGCUGCAGGAAACUCCAUUGGUCAAUCCAUUAGAUCCAGAUUUCGAGCGAGAAAUAUUCUCUGAGGAACCACCACGAUGGCUCCUGGACAAUUCCAUAACUUUUCAAGAAAAUGAACAAGUUAUGCCGAUUGUGAUCGAUGACGACUCGGACGCUUCGUCACUUGUUUCUAAUGCCAACAAUGAAGAUGUGGGAAAUUUGCUUCUGGGUGAUGAAGAACGGAGGACAUUCCCACAACCCAACAUAAUUGAAAACCAGCCGAUUGUGAUCGACGACGACUCAGACGCUUCGUCACUUGUUUUUAAUGCCAACAAUGAAGAUGUGGGAAAUUUGCUUCUGGGUGAUGAAGAACGGAGGACAUUCCCACAACCCAACAUAAUUGAAAAUCAGCCGAUUUUAAUCGACGACGACUCGGACGCUUCGUCACUUGACAGGAAUGCAAAUCCGCUUCCAAGGCAAAGGAGAGAGGAAAUUACUCCAGACCCUCCAACCUCUUCGACAACACAGGCGUUGAAGAAGCAAAAACGCAACAAGCGUCGAAAAGAUAUGAGAAGAAGAGCGAUUGUACGAAGACAAGAUGGUUCAAAUUCGGGAAAUAUCGAACUUGAGCAGCAGUUAAGUACAGCAGGGAACCGGCUCCAAAAUAUGCAGAACAACGUCUGCAAGGUGUGUCUAUUGACAUCGGCAACUCAUAUUUACUGGCCGUGUGGGCAUUGCUGCUGCUGCUCUACGUGCGCAGACAUACUGUGGAACGAGUAUCGCGAACGGCGCUGCCCAAUAUGUCGGACAGUAGCGUCCGAAGCCCCUCGGAGGGUGUUUCAACCAGAGGAUUUUUAAAAAAUAUAAAAAAUAAAUGCCUUUCCCAAGUU